AGAUUUUCAGUUAGUUUCAGACCGGGUUAGAAAACGGUAUCUCGAUUCUUAUAUUCGUUUUAUACGCAGAUUUUUUUUUCCUACAAGUUUCGUAAAAUUUUUCAAGACAUUUACCGCAGUAAUUUGAUGAAACGUUCGGACUCAUGUGAUAUGGAAACCAAAUAAAUAUGGUCGUUUAUUUCGAAAUAAAAAUAUUUUUUAGUUUCGCGCUGCUCUGCACAUGUCUCACUCAAGAAAACGUAACCGAUACCGUAGAACGCAACACGAGUCUUUCAAGAAAAUUGGAUACAUCGAGAAAUAUCACGAUAGCGUUCCUAGGGGCAUACAGCGACCUUAAAUUCUCUUUGGGAGCUUUACUAUUGGCUGUGGAGGAUGUAAAUCACGAUGAUAAUCUAUUGCCUGGAUGGGAGCUGAAUGUGGUAGCUGCUAAUGUAGGCGGGCCUGAGAAACCAGAAGAGAUCAAGGUUGACAGAAGGAAUACACCUUCGGCUUCGUUACCUAUUCGUAAAAUGACUGAGAUGCGGGAUCAAGGAGCGAUGGUGUUUAUCGGACCGGAUGGUACUUGUACUCCAGAGGCAUUGGUGGCUGCUGCGUGGAAUAUGCCUAUGAUAUCUUAUAACUGUGCUGACAACGCUGUUUCCGAUAAGAAUGUUUACUUCACGUUCGCCAGGACGUUGCCACCUUCGUCGAAAGUUUCAAAAUCGGUUGUAUCUUUGUUGAAAACAUUCGAAUGGAGAAAGUUCAUCAUCGUGUCUGGUAAAAAUCCGCCAUGGUGUACUCCAGCAGCCAUCGCAAUUCGAGAUUUAGCAAUCCGUCAUCGUUUAGAUGUGGUUAAAUGGUACCAGUUUUCUGAUUAUAUUCCCAGCCACGUUGAAGAAAUGCAGGAUAUCGUCGACAAAACGUAUACUCGUACUAGAGUAUACAUAUUCAUCGGGGAACACAUUGCUCUUAUGGAUUUUUUAUCUUGUAUGCAAAAGCAUAGAUUACUCGAGACCGGAGAAUAUGUAAUCAUUUCGGUCGACGAUGAUAUGUAUAAACCUGAAGUGGAAAAUUUAUUUCUCAGAGGUGAUUUGGAUCAGCUCAUUCCUGGUUAUCGAUCUGUUCUCAAAGUGACUCAAUCUGUACCGAGGAAUCCUAUCUACAAAACGUUAGGCAGCAUAAUCAAAAAACAUUCGACCCAGAACCCUUUCAACUUCGCUUUCAACAGCAAAGUAUUCGAAUCAGCUACGGUACCUGUAACAGCAGCUCAUCUAUACGACGCGGUUCAAAUUUACGCUCGUUCGUUAACGGAUAUACUGUACGAAAACGGCGAUAUAAGAAAUGGUAAAAACGUAUUAUACAAAAUGCUGAAUCAGACGUAUCAUUCUAUACAAGGAUUCGAUGUUUACAUAGACGAGAACGGCGACGCUGAAGGAAACUACUCUGUAAUCGCUGUACAAAACGAUACCGAUGAAAAAGGCAUAACGAAGAUGAAAAUGCAACCAGUGGGCUAUUUUCUAUACAUGAUAAAUAAAACACACGACUUACCAGAUUUCAGGUACUUCAACGAAAGCAAACCAUUCCAAUGGAUUAACGGUAAAGUUCCAAUCGCCGAACCAAAAUGUGGCUUUUAUAAUGAAAAAUGUGUUCCUAAUAUUAACUGGAAGACGCCGCUGUUGGUGGGAAUACUAUCCGUGGCUCUUUUCGUCGGACUCGCUUUCGGUAUAAAGCACUACAGAUACGAACAGAAACUCGCUUGUUUGUUGUGGAAAGUUGAUAUAAAAGACGUUACCAUCAUCGAUGCUCCGAUCAAAGACGAACGAAUGAAACGGAUCAUCGAUAAAAAUGCUAAACCGUACAUCGAAGACAAUGUUCCUCAGAACUGUCGAACAACUUUGGCCUAUUACAAAGGAAACAUCGUUGUGAUGAGAAGAAUACAUAAAAAGACCGUAGAUUUAAGCAGAACAAUUCGAAACGAACUGAUACAAAUACGAGAAUUACGACACGAAAACUUGGUACAAAUAAUCGGAGCAUGCGUCGAUCCUGGAAACGUAUUCAUUCUGAUGGAAUACUACGCCAGAGGCAGUCUGCAAGAUAUUUUAAUGAAUUUCGAUAUAAAAUUAGACCAAAUGUUUAUUUCAUCCCUAGUAGCGGAUAUUUUACGCGGUAUGAUUUACCUUCAUCAAAGUGUAAUCCAUUGUCAUGGCAAUCUACAGUCGAGUAAUUGCCUCAUUGACAGCAGAUGGGUUUUACGAAUAUCCGAUUUUGGAUUAGUAGAAUUCAAAGCCAAUCAAGAAGAUCCAGAUAUACAGUUGAAAGAACUAAAACGUAAAUUAUAUCGUGCUCCGGAGUUAUUAUCGCGAAACCGAAAUGCUUCUAUUAAAGGUACACAAAAAGGCGAUAUAUAUUCGUUCGGGAUACUGCUUUACGAAAUCGUAGGCAGAUCAGGUCCUUGGGGUGAUAUAAGUAUUGACGACGAAGAGAUUAUUUACCGCGUUGAAAAUGGAUACCAAAAUGGUAGAUUGUUUCGGCCUAAUGUUAACGUCCUGCAGACGCAGAAAUUCAUCGUAGACUGCAUGGAAAAAUGCUGGAAUCAGGAUGCCGAUCAAAGACCCGAGUUUACACUCGUGCGAGAAUUAUUAAAAGGCCUGCAUAGUGGACUUAAGCCAAACAUAUUCGAUAAUAUGUUAGCUAUUAUGGAAAAAUACUCGUACAAUCUCGAAGAACUUGUACGUGAAAGGACUGAGCAAUUAAGCCAAGAGAAAAAAAGAACUGAAGAACUAUUACACGAGAUGUUACCUCCAACCGUAGCCGAAACGUUGAAAAAUGGUCAACGAGUGAUAGCCGAAAGUUACGACUGUGUUACUAUUUAUUUUAGCGAUAUAGUAGGAUUCACUGCGUUGUCAGCCAUUAGCACUCCUUUACAGGUUGUCGACUUACUCAAUGAAUUGUACACAACUUGCGAUUCGAUUCUCACCCAAUACGAUGUGUAUAAAGUCGAGACUAUCGGAGACGCUUAUAUGGUGGUUAGUGGAUUACCGUUGAAAAAUGGCAACAUGCAUGCCGGUGAGAUAGCUUCGAUGGCUUUACAAAUGUUGAAAAACGUUGGCAAGUUUAAAAUAAGACACAUACCGGAUGAAAGAUUGAAAAUUCGUAUAGGGAUUCAUUCAGGGAGCUGCGUUGCUGGUGUAAUUGGAGUAAAAAUGCCUAGAUAUUGCUUAUUUGGUGAUACAGUAAAUACAGCAUCACGAAUGGAAGCGACUGGUAAACCUUUACAAAUACACAUAUCGAAAAGUACUAGAAAUUUAUUACAAGAAUUAGGAGGAUAUUAUUGCGUAGAAAGAGGCCUGGUGCAUAUCAAAGGAAAAGGAGAAAUGAUGACAUACUGGCUCGUCAACGAAGACCCGUCAGUAAGACAGCAGCGUUUAUCAUCUUUGAUGACACCAGUUCGUUGCACGAAUUCCAAUUUGUAUUUCGGAGCUCAACGUUCUGAAGAAGCUCCCGAUUUGAUAAAAAGACUGAAGACUGGCUCAGUGGCUGUUACUAUUGAUGAACUCGAAAGUACUACUUCGAAGAGACAAAUAUCAAUGAUGAUAUAAUUUUUUUCGUUCUUUCUGUAUUAUUAAUUAUUUUUUCCCCCCAAAAGAAAACGUGUUGUGAUAAUAAGUUACGUUUAUUACCUAUGUAAAUUAUUUUGUAUAAAUAAUUUAGAUAAAUUUUAUGUUUUGUAAUUGAAAA
This is a messenger RNA of Planococcus citri (citrus mealybug), 3717 nucleotides long. RefSeq names its product Guanylyl cyclase at 32E (gene Gyc32E). NCBI's taxonomy places the organism in Eukaryota, Metazoa, Arthropoda, Insecta, Hemiptera, Pseudococcidae. The transcript has 23 exons. Gene Ontology annotation, molecular function: adenylate cyclase activity; guanylate cyclase activity; protein kinase activity. The coding region runs from base 168 to 3578 and encodes 1136 amino acids. Gene Ontology annotation, cellular component: plasma membrane. Gene Ontology annotation, biological process: intracellular signal transduction; cGMP biosynthetic process; protein phosphorylation. The record is from RefSeq and is a predicted model, not a curated record.